ACGCCAAGAAGAUUACUUGGCCAAAGAUCAGCGCCAGAAGCAUGGACAUGGACGCAACGACCUUCUUCGCCGCUCUCCAGGACAGCGACGACGUGCUCGUCUUGCUCAUCAUCUGCGCUUUCGCCGUCGUAGGCUUGGCCAUCGUCCUCUGCUUCGUCUCGCGCUGCUGCGUCUGCCUCGGCGACUGCUGCGAGUGCCUCCGCCGGUGCAUCUGCCAGCCCAAGAAGCCGCACGCCGCCCGCGUCUCACUCUUCGUGCACCAGCAACGGCGAAGCGUGCGCGAUGUGGACGCCGACUUUAUGGAGCCGUUCCUUGGACCGCCCAACUACGAUCAGCCCUACGACGAAGCGAGCCCGCCACCAUAUCGCAACCUGCCGUCGGCGCCUCCGCUUUCGCCCUAGCGAUGCGAUCCAUGUCACGUGGUCGUAAUGAAGUAAUCGUUUUAUGAAGC
This is a messenger RNA of Saprolegnia parasitica CBS 223.65, 451 nucleotides long. RefSeq lists its product as hypothetical. Lineage: Eukaryota; Oomycota; Saprolegniomycetes; Saprolegniales; Saprolegniaceae. The transcript has a single exon. Bases 42 to 401 code for a protein of 119 amino acids. The record is from RefSeq and is a predicted model, not a curated record.